Molecule: messenger RNA, 1113 nt
Organism: Dipodomys spectabilis (banner-tailed kangaroo rat)
Lineage: Eukaryota; Metazoa; Chordata; Mammalia; Rodentia; Heteromyidae
Product: serine protease 52-like
Exons: 7
Coding region: 1-1113 (370 amino acids)
Biological process (GO): proteolysis
Molecular function (GO): serine-type endopeptidase activity
Source: RefSeq, a predicted model, not a curated record
AUGAUUACCUCAGCUUCCCUCUCCCUUCCAGUCACUACUUCUAGGAAUGCUUCAGCUUUUACCUCUACUACUGCUUUCAUUCAGCCACACUUCAUCUCUCUUCCACAGCCUCAGACUUUGGCAGAUCGUAUUUCGCUUCGAUAUACUAUGCCUUGGCAGGCUAUGAUCAUCAGCUGUGGCAGUCAAAUCUGCAGUGGAUCCAUACUUAGCAGCUCUUGGGUUCUCACUGCUGCUCACUGCGUCAGAAAUAUGAAUCCAGAGGAUACAAUUGUAAUACUGGGUCUUCGGCAUCCUGGGGCACCUCUGAGAAUUGUUAAAGUGACAACUAUUCUACUUCAUGAGAGAUUCCGGCUCGUGAGUGGGACAGCAAGAAAUGAUCUAGCUUUAGUGCUGCUCCAAGAGAGUCAAAAUUCCAUUCAAAUAUCAGCACCUUUGGGCCAUCUGAAGAACCUUAAUAAUUCUGAAUGCUGGCUUUCUGGGCCACAAAUUCUCAAACCAGGAGAGACAGAUGAGAAUCCAGAAGUAUUACAGAUGCAGGUAAUGGGAGCUUCAAACUGUGCCCACCUCUACCCUGACAUAGGAAGUUCUAUUAUUUGCUUCAUCACCCAUGCCAAAGGUCAUGACACAAAUAUGGAGCCUGUGAAUCCAGGCAGUGCUGUUAUGUGCAGACCAAUAUAUGGCAAUGGCAAAUGGAGACAAAUAGGCCUCACCAGUCUUAAGGCCCUAGCUACCAUCAUAAGCCCACACUUCUCUUGGAUUAUAUCCACUACAGAAAAAGCAGGCCAUCCCCUAAAUCAGGCUGCCAUGCCAUGGAUGGAAAAGGCUAACUCCUCUUGUCUCCUUAAAUAUACAACCAAAUUGUUUCUCUCUUUACAUCCUGCCCUCCCAUCUCCACUUCUGCCUCCCUACACCACCCCCUCUGCCAAAAUUACAGUAUGUGCAAUAAGAUUGGUGUUUGUGUUCAUCGUGAAUGUGUACUCUGUCUCUAGGACCUGCAUCUCUGUAAUGCCUGAUCACUUGCACAGUGUUUGGGCUUGUCAGAGAGACCUCACCCUGCUCUUUUGUGAUGAUCCUACUCAUGACAUGUGGAAGCUGUAUUGUCCAGCUUGUUGA